AUGGCUUUGGUCGAUUCACACUCGCUGGGCAGGAGUCGGCAGACUCCGGCCGCGAGGAACCAUAUCGUCUACACUGACCAUAAGGGAAGAAAAAUACCAUACGCCGACAAGAUCACCCCCGAGCCAAUCCUGAACAACAAUGCGAGGGACACAAAGGCUGACUCGAUCAGGAACAGUUAUAAUAGCCAAUUCAAAGUUGGCAUCUACGGCUGGCGGAAAAAAUGUCUCUACAUUCUUGUGAUGGCGCUCAUGUUUAUGAUGAUCAUUAAUCUGGCACUGACGCUGUGGGUUCUGAAAGUCUUGGAUUUUAAUUCAGAGGGCAUGGGCCAGCUCCGCAUCGUGCCUGGUGGUCUGCAACUGCUUGGACAAGCUCUAGUACUGGACUCGCUGUUCACGUCAAGCAUCAAGUCUCGUCGGGGACAGCCCGUAGCAGUGGAGUCGUCCCGUAAUUUUACCAUUUCCACGAGGGAUGUCCAUGGAUUGCUGCAAAGUAGACUGUAUUUAGGGCACGAUCGCUUAGAAGUGAACGCAGGGAGACUCGAAGUCCGGGAUGCAAGAGGGGCCCUUAUUCUGGGCGCGGGUCAGGAUGCUGUAACGGUGGGUGCGGACACACUCACUGUCAUUAGUCCAGCGGGCGUCACGUUACACACGGCUGCGCAAACGCCGCUUGUUAAAGCGCCCCCAGCGAAACCAUUGGUCUUGGAGUCUCCAACCCGAUCGCUGGAGAUGCAUGCAGCUCAAAAUAUCGCGUUGGAGUCACGAGCCGGUGACAUCAGCGCAAGUUGCCUCACCACCUUCCGUCUGCGAUCCAUCGCCGGUUCGAUACGCUUGGAUGCCCCUAGCAUAUACAUGCCCAAGCUGAAAUCAGCAUUGCCUUUGCCUCCUUCAGCCCCCCAUUCGCAUGACCCGCACCAUCAAAAUAUCUACCAAUUGUGCGCGUGUGCAAAUGGCAAACUGUUUCUAGCGCCCCCACACGGUGCGUGCGCAGCGAGGGAAGAGAGUCUUAUCUGCCGAUGA
Amyelois transitella is the source of this 1017-nucleotide messenger RNA. RefSeq names its product delta-sarcoglycan. Gene Ontology annotation, biological process: heart contraction; cardiac muscle tissue development. The coding region runs from base 1 to 1017 and encodes 338 amino acids. The record is from RefSeq and is a predicted model, not a curated record. Gene Ontology annotation, cellular component: sarcoglycan complex; sarcolemma. The transcript has 6 exons. Lineage: Eukaryota; Metazoa; Arthropoda; Insecta; Lepidoptera; Pyralidae.